AUGCAGUCUUUGGUUGAUCCGGCCAAGGCUGCAUGCGCUGGGUCUGGCGAUGGCAAGUCCAAAUGGAUGCGGCUGUCAAGCAAAUGGACAGCUGAAUUUCUUUUGGAUCCUGCAUGCCCAGAGGACCUGGAGAUAGCCUUGGACAUUUUGACGGCAAUCAACUUGACAGACUUAGAUGCAGCCCCAGACCGUCGCAUUGUCACAGGGUUGCCGCUGCGAAUGCAAGGCGUUAAAUGCGGUCUCACCAACAAUACCAAGCAAGAGUUUCUUCAUGCUGACGAGCUCAUGGCACUUUUCGUGCAAGUGAGCCAAGCAGGGGUUCACUUGGACAUGGGCACCUGGUUUGAUUUUUUUUUCGUGGCAGUGCACGAAGGCCGUGUGGAUGAUAAUCUUCGCACUGGGGAAUUUCAUGUGGACUUUGGCAAGUCGAACAUCAGCUGCUCCGGCUGA
Cladocopium goreaui is the source of this 450-nucleotide messenger RNA. The record is from the annotation of a GenBank genome assembly. Lineage: Eukaryota; Dinophyceae; Suessiales; Symbiodiniaceae.